AUGUUUAAUCCACCACGCUCGACCAGAAACAACAAAACGCCUUCGUUUCCCGAGGAAAUGAAUCCCCUCAUGGAUCUGAUCAAUGCUAAGGAACUUACUGCAAAAAGCAGACUGGAUGAGUUCCGUCUGUUCUUUGACUUCAAGCAUGAAUUCUGGAACAAGUUCCACAAAAAGCUUAAGGAUCACGUCUCGCUCUCUUCGUCCUGGGCAGCUAUGCAAGACAACGAGUCACAGCGGAAGAUGGUUGCCGAGAGCUUCAUUGAUGAGGUCGGCUACGAGUAUUGGGGUCGAAAGCACGCAGAACGGUACCUGCUUGAAGCACAUAUUCAGGCGGGUCAUAUUUGUGUCUAUCCAAGAGACAGAAAACCCGCUCUCGUUCCUGCUCGAGAAGGAUGCCAAAAACCGGCGGGAGUUAAUCUCGCAGGAGGUAAGCUUCCCGAAUUUGAGGGUCUAGUUUCCUACCGGUUGCAUUCCGGGUGGCUUGAUACUGACAAACCCCAGGUGUCGAAAACCCCGUCUCCGUCAAGCAGCAUGAUAUCCGAGCCACCCUCAUCCGAAUGUGGGACUAUUGCGGUGGCCAAGAAGAGCAACCCGCUAUCGACUCCUAAGUCCAAGUCUUCCAAGACCAAGAGUCCCACGGCUCCCAAGACCAAGCGAAGUCAGAGUUUGGUACUUACAGGCAAGUCUCCAAAGGAUGCAGCCCAAUUCACCCCCACCCCCUUGACUCGAGGGCGUUGUGCAAUGCCUGGAACGGCGCUCGUGGCCUCGACCACCGCGGCCCGAGGCGCUCCAAGUGGGCACAGCACUCAGCCUUCCCGGCGAGAAAGCCUGCAGAAGUCGGAGAACUUGUUCACUCGUUCCAUAAGUACUGCCCCCAACACCCUGGCGACCUACUUUCUGGUUCGAGAAGAUCGAAGCCGACGGGAGCCAGUGUGUGUUCCCUUCCACAAUUUCGAGGAAUCUCAGACUACUGACGACUUCCUGGACGAAAUGGAGAAGAGGUGCCGUUUCGAGCAUGAUGGAAGCCUGCUGCAGCUGUUUGCUGAUAUUCCGCACUGCUCGUACGCAGUAGUACUGCUCCGGUGGUCGGGAGUGUCCUUCGUGAUGCGCCGUGAAACCGACGAUCUCCAGUCACUGAUGAACCGAAUCGGCUGUGCAUGGCGAGCGAAGGAGGAGGGAGAAUUGCAGGCAUUUGAGUUUGCGGUGGAGGUGACAUUGAGGAUGGAGUGA
Molecule: messenger RNA, 1230 nt
Organism: Penicillium canariense
Lineage: Eukaryota; Fungi; Ascomycota; Eurotiomycetes; Eurotiales; Aspergillaceae
Exons: 3
Coding region: 1-1230 (409 amino acids)
Source: RefSeq, a predicted model, not a curated record